This is a messenger RNA of Cyprinus carpio (common carp), 5331 nucleotides long. RefSeq names its product thyrotropin-releasing hormone-degrading ectoenzyme-like. Gene Ontology annotation, molecular function: peptide binding; metalloaminopeptidase activity; zinc ion binding. The record is from RefSeq and is a predicted model, not a curated record. Bases 104 to 3133 code for a protein of 1009 amino acids. Lineage: Eukaryota; Metazoa; Chordata; Actinopteri; Cypriniformes; Cyprinidae. Gene Ontology annotation, biological process: proteolysis; peptide catabolic process. The transcript is spliced from 19 exons. Gene Ontology annotation, cellular component: cytoplasm.
AGAGAGGAGCAUCAGAGAGUGAAAGAAACAGUGAUGAGGAUGGAGGGAGAAAAUAGAGAUUCACAACACUCGCGACUGAUCAGUUUGAAGCCGCACCGCGUGAAUGCAGGCUGAUCAUGAAUAUAAAACACAUCAGAUCCGUCAUAUAAUGGGGAUCGAGGACGCGAGCAUGAGGAACGGGCGGGCUCUGUCCGAUCAGUGGGCCGACAGCGUGGUGGUCCGGCCCCGGACGACCGAGCAGCACAUCACGGUGAAUAAGAGACUUGUGCUGGGCUUCGCCAUCUCCAUCCUCACCCUCAUCAUCGUCACGGCCAUCGCCAUCACGCUCAGCGUCAGCUUCGAGAGAUGCGCCGCGGAGAGCAGCGGGGAUCUGGCCGCGAACGGCUCCAGCAACAGUAAGUGGAAACAGUCCCAGAACGCUAACAUCAGUCACAGAGACUCAGAGGACGGCCAGCAGCCCUGGAGACACCUGCGCUUACCGGCCACCCUGCGCCCGCGCCACUACGACCUGCGCCUGUCCGUGUACAUGGAGAACUUCACCUUCUCCGGCGAGGUGCACAUUGAGUUUGAGUGCGUCCACUCCACGAAGCUGAUCGUGCUGCACACGGACCGGCUGGAGGUGGACAAGGUGCUGGUGUACUCGGACAGCAAGAAAGCGGGCGUCAUGAGGAUCCAGCGCCGCUUCCACUACCAGCCCAAGCAGGUGUAUGUGAUCGCGCUGCACAGAGAGAUGAAGCCCCUCAGAACAUACAAGAUCAACAUCACUUUCCACGCGCACAUCGAGCACGAGCUCCUGGGCUUCUUCCGCAGCUCCUAUGUGCUGAAUGGAGAAAGAAGGUUUCUCGCGGUGACUCAGUUCUCACCGACUCACGCUAGAAAGGCCUUCCCGUGUUUCGAUGAGCCCAUCUAUAAAGCCACAUUCAGAGUGAGUCUGAAACACGAGAGCUCAUAUCAGUCGCUGUCUAACAUGCCAGUGGAGGCCUCGAUGUCUGACGAGGACGGAUGGGUGACCAACCAUUUCUCCAGGACGCCCCGCAUGUCCACGUACUACCUGGCCUGGGCCGUGUGCAACUUCACCUACAGAGAAGCAGUUACAGAGAGUGGAGUUGUGAUUCGGCUGUACGCCAGACCUGACGCCAUCCAGAGCGGAUCGGGGGACUAUGCUCUGCACAUCACCAAGAGACUCCUGCAGUUUUACCAGGAUUACUUCAAAGUCAAAUAUUCCCUCCCUAAAUUAGAUCUCCUGGCAGUGCCGAAGCAUCCGUAUGCAGCCAUGGAGAACUGGGGCCUGAGUGUGUUUGUGGAGCAGAAGAUCUUGUUGGAUCCUGACGUCUCCUCCUUCUCCUAUCAGAUGGAGCUCACCAUGGUGGUGGUGCACGAGAUCUGCCAUCAGUGGUUUGGGGAUCUAGUCACACCAGUUUGGUGGGAGGAUGUUUGGCUGAAGGAGGGAUUCGCUCAUUAUUUCGAGUACAUCGGGACUGAUUUCCUCUUUCCAAAGUGGAACAUGGAGAAGCAGAGGUUUCUGACUGAUGUUCUUCAUGAGGUGAUGUUACUGGACGGUUUGGCCAGUUCUCAUCCGAUCUCUCAGGAAGUGUUUCAAGCCACAGACAUCGACAGAGUGUUUGACUGGAUCGCGUAUAAGAAGGGAGCCGCUCUGAUCCGAAUGCUGGCUAACGUCAUGGGACAGCCGCUAUUCCAGAGAGGCCUCAAUGAUUACUUGAUGACGCACAUGUACGGGAACGCAGCGAGAGACGACUUGUGGAACAAAUUCUCAGAGGCCAUGCAGCGGGAGGGAAAGGACAUCAACAUCACACAGGUCAUGGACCGCUGGACGCUGCAGAUGGGUUACCCUGUCGUCACCAUCAGCAAGAACGACAGUCUUGACAACAGUGUCACCAUCUCACAAGAGCACUUCGUCUAUGACACCGACGCCAAGAUCCAGAAUCCUGAGCUGUUCAACAAAAGCUUCCAGUGGCAAAUACCGCUGACGCUCGCAGUGGGAAACUCCAGUCACAUAUCAACAGAGACCAUCAUCUGGGUCUCCAAUAAAAAACAGACGCACAGAGUGGGUCACAUGGGCGGCGAGACGUGGUUGCUGGGCAACAUCAAUCAAACGGGCUACUUCAGAGUGAACUACGACCUUCACAACUGGAGACUUCUCAUUCAGCAGCUGAUGACCAACUCAACGAUCAUCUCUGUGGGCAACAGGGCCGGUCUGAUUGAUGACGUCUUCAACCUGGCGAGAGCAGGGUAUUUGCCCCAAAACGUCCCCCUGCAGAUGAUCUCAUAUUUGUCUCAGGAGACUGAGUUUCUGCCGUGGCACGCUGCUAGUCGAGCUCUUUACCAGCUGGACAAACUCCUGGACCGCACUGAAGACCACAGCCUGUUCAGCGACUACGUUCUAAGACUGGUGGAACCAAAGUAUCACAAGUUGGGCUGGCCAGCCACUUCCCCUCAGGGCUCCUUCAUGCAGGCGGCUUAUCAGACCGAAGAGCUACAGAGAGAGGUAAUGAUGCUGGCCUGCAGUUUUGGAAACAAACACUGUCACCGGCAGGCUGUGUCUCUCAUUUCAGACUGGAUUUCCAGCAACAAGAACAGGAUUCCACCCAACGUGCGGGACAUUGUGUACUGCACAGGUGUUUCUCUGAUGGAUGAGGACGUGUGGGAGUUUAUCUGGAUGAAGUUUCACUCCUCUACAGCCAUCUCUGAGAAGAAGGUUCUUCUGGAGGCCUUGACCUGCAGUGACAACAUCUUCCUGCUCAACAGGCUCCUGAAUCUGUCCCUCACCUCUGACCUGGUGCCGGAUCAGGACGUGAUCGAUGUCAUCAUACAUGUGGGCCGCAAUCCACUUGGAAGACAUUUAGCUUGGAGAUAUUUCUGCGAGAAGUGGGACAUAUUGAAUUCCAGGUAUGGAGAGGCCUUAUUUAUGAACUCAAAAUUAAUCAGCGGUGUGACAGAGUUUCUCAACACUGAGGCCGAGUUGAAUGAGCUGAAAGAGUUCAUCCUGACCAAUGGGGGAGAGUCAGCACCUGCGUUCGCUCGAGCCGUUGAGAUUGUUCAAGCGAAUGUAAAAUGGCACAUCCUGUUCCAGCAACAGUUUUACCGGUGGCUGCGGAAAGCUCUCGAUGGUUAGCCUCUAUUAGCAUGGAAACCCUAUCAGAAAUUUGCAGGCCAGAGAUGUGAGGACACUUAGAUGAAAUUAAAAAUAAAACAUUUAUGGACUCAGAGAAACAGCAAAAUUUAACUAUUCCCCUGCUGUUUAUGAAACUACCAGGCACUGACAGACCAAGAUGAAUUUGCAGAGAACAGCGCCGCCCUCCUGGCCAGCACAGUCACUGCACAAUAGACAACACAAGGUGGAGGAAAAGGACCACUUGGAGAAAAUCAAUUGAAGAAAUUGCAUCACGUAAUAUAGUAACUGAUGGAAUGAAAUUUGCACUUUUGAUUUAACAGGAACCAGUUGAGUUUCAUUUUACACUAGAACAUACAUGUGGAUUGGCUUGAUUAGACUGCUAAAUGUUUUUUAAUGUGAUUUGAUCCUCUUUUUAUCCAAAUUUUAUUCAUAAUAUGAAAUGUAAAUUAUUUUUAAAACCUAAUCUUGACAAGUUGUUUUUGAAAAUUUACGUCUUUCCCUGAUUCAGUCAAAUUUAGGAGCUGUACAUGUAUGUUUAUUAACUACAAAAGAAAAUGUCUAUGAAGGGACUUUGUCUACACUGAAUGCAUACCCUCCCCAAAGACUGCUGCUGUUCUCAAAUGGAACAGAAAUGCUUUUCAAAGUUUAAAUGUCAGUGAUUAGCUGCUAUUUGCUUUCCUUGCACAAUCACACCAUUUUAUUGAUUUAUAUUUUGUAUAAUAUCAAAUGAGGCCAUAUCUACCUUCAUUAAUCAGUUAAAUUAAAGGUAACUGCAGGUCAUGAGAGAAUCCAGAACAGACCAUUGUCAUUUGUCUGUUAUCAUGGACAAACAUGCAGGCUUGUCUGAUUAUGGGUCGAUGCUAAUUAAGGAAUCCUUAAAGGUGCCUAUCUCUGUUGUCUUGGGUCAGUAGUGGAUUGAAGAUGGAGAUUCUAUAAUACUGACACAUAUUAAUUAUACAUCCUGAAGGGUAUGCAUAUACAUGUAUGCUGGUUUAUUUGUAUAUAUUUAUACAAAGUUAAAUAACAUAUGGGUCAUUGAUGUGGCCUUUUUUUUAAGUUUUUUUUUUUUUUUUAUUAAAGGGAUAGUUCAUCCAAAAAUCAUCAUUUACUCACCCUUAUGUAGUCCCAUAUGCCUUUUAUCUUUGGAAUUUAACAUUUUUUUUUAUAUUUUCUAAUGAUUUUUGCCUUCUAAAGACGUAUGAUUGCUUUAUAUGAUAAACAGAUUAAUUUAAGCUUUUAUUUCAAUUUAACCAUUGAUCAACACAAAUAAACCUCAGUAGAAGCUCAACACAGAAACUCAACCGUGUGCUUGACGUGCAAGAACAAACCUCACUGGAUUUCAUCCAUCAAGAAAGCAAAUGAUGAAAUUUUUAUUUUUGGAUGAACUAUCCCUUAAAGUUAUUUAAAAGUACUGUAUGCUGAUGCAGUUUAUAUAGACAAUGACUUAAAAAGGCUGAAUUUCUGUGAUGACAAUGUUGAAUGAAUUUUUAUAUUCUUUUGUGAAUAUUAAAAUAAAACAUGUCAGGGUGGUGUAACCAUUAAAAGACUUAUUUUAUUUUCAAAUAUUUGACAUGAUUAUGUAUAAUUAUUUCUUAAAAAUUAUAUAAUUAUAUAGUAUAAUUAUUUAUUCUUACUUUUUCUAAAGAAGCCAAUAUUAAUACUUGAAAAACAUUUGUUCACCAAAUCCAAAUCACUGUGGUAUAACCAGCAUAAAGCAUUUUAGUCAAAUUUUACCUUUUUAUAAUGUGGCAAAGGUUGUCAGAUGUCAAAUUGUAUAACCUGAAAUUAUUUGGAAUUAAUGAUGAUGUCCAUAUUCCAUUUAUUUACUUAAUUUGAUAACAUUUAUGUAUAUGUAUUAAUCAUUUUUAUUACCUGGUGGUUACACCACUUGACGUUUUUAUUAAAUAUAUGUUUACAUAGACCCUUAUAAUCGGCCCUUAUAUUAUUUCUACUCUUGUGCGGACACAUACUUAUUACAAAGUAGUUUUCACCAUUUACAUUUUGUAGAUAUGUUGACCUUCAUCUUCUCAAGUUAAUUUGUGUCUGUUUAUUUGUUUAGUGUACAUUGCAGGCAUAAAAUGUAAAAAUGAAGAGCUUAAAAAUAUAUCAGUUAUCAGUGCCUUUUCUACCUCACUAUCCUUUUCUAAUUAAAAAGACUGGCAGUGCCUUAAAUAAACAUGUCGUAAACAUUCCCAUGA